AUGUCUCCACAUACUAUUGUCUCUCAUUCAUCCGUUUCCAGUGGGCUUACUACCCAUCCCGCUUUGCAUAUUAGAGAUGCAAGGGAUGCCCACAUCGUCCUAGAAGCCGUUCGACGAAACAUUCUACCUUUGAUAAUCAGACGAUUAUCUGCGAAUGAACGAGAUAACUUGUCAUCUGGUAGUGUCUUCGUUUGGGAGGAGGCCGAAUUCAAAGGGGGGCUAGAAAGGUGGACGGAUGGCAGACGAUGGUCACAGAGCAGGAUGCGAGGAGACUUCCUAUUCUACGAGGAGAAGGUAGACACCACCCAAGAGGAGCGAGAUAUCAAGGCCGCCAGGCGCGCACGGAGAGCCCUUGACCCGCUCUCUGUUCCACCCCUGACAAGUAGACGUCAAGAUCGCCCGGCGAAACCAGAUGGUCUCACCAAGCAGACUUACUCGACGCAGGUUUAUUUUCCCGGCCAAAGUCAACCAAGAAAGUGGCACAUUGUCGCCUACUUCUCGGGGAACGAUUAUACACAACUUCCAGUUAUCGAGAACUAUGAUUAUCUCCGCAGCCUUCGUAUCCCAGACGGGAUUUUUGUUUCAAACAAGGGGCCCUACAGGAGGAUCGAUCCGUUCCCGUGUGAUCCUGACGAGGAUGAGUUGUCUGUGUACAGCGCAAGUAGUAGCCGGCCAGCCAUGCCAGGUAGAACAACCUCGACAUCGUCUUCAUCUUCUUCGACAGCGAUGCCUUCACCACAAUAUCCAUCACCACCACCUACCCGAAACCAGCCGUAUAGUCCUCACGCGUCCUUGCCAAAGCUUUCCACAGUCGUGCCCAUGUACGACGGAACCAAGAAUCCGCUAGACGCGUCGCCGCAAUCGGCCUCUCCUGGCGCCCACGGGCAUGGUCAUGCUUACACACCUCUCUCCGCUGAGGACCGGCGGGUCCUGAACGCCUUUCGUGUCGUCCUCUAA
Heterobasidion irregulare TC 32-1 is the source of this 957-nucleotide messenger RNA. RefSeq lists its product as uncharacterized. The record is from RefSeq and is a predicted model, not a curated record. Gene Ontology annotation, molecular function: DNA binding. NCBI's taxonomy places the organism in Eukaryota, Fungi, Basidiomycota, Agaricomycetes, Russulales, Bondarzewiaceae. The transcript has 5 exons. The coding region runs from base 1 to 957 and encodes 318 amino acids.